UAAUUUUAUGGUGUUGAAGUUUAUCUGUCAAUUGUAAGUUGCCUGUCGUCAUUGACAGCAAUGCCUACUGAGCGGCAGAUUCAAGCGUUGAAUAUGUCUCCCAGAGGUAUAUCAGUUGAUGACAGUAGUGUUUCUUCCACUCCCCUCCUGGUAAAAGAUGUCAACACUUAUCCGAACCCGGCUACAGUUAGACAACCGUCUCAUUUUUCAAGAGUUAUCAAUCAGAACAAUCUAGAUUUCCCAGUAACAUGUACGUACGAAUUUAAUACAGGCCAUGGAGGUUUUCACUACAGCCAAGCACCGCUCGACAGCAGUACACUAUCCCGUAAAAGAUCGUUCAAUCAGAGUUAUAACCGCAAUAUUGCCGCUUGCCCGACGCCCCGAAAUUUAAAUUCUACAUACGACGAGUUAACGGUGGACAUUCCAAAUACGAAGCCUGAAACUAUUAUCAGCUCCUCAAUACCAUGUUCUCCACAUAGUUGGGCAAACUCGCAACAUGGCAAUCAAAGCCAUCAUGUGUUCAGCAUCGAUGACAUGGGCGCUCUAAGGGGUCCCAAUUCGUACAACUUUGGGAACAACGCUGGAGCGAAUGGGAUGGCACGCUCCGUUAGUUUCGGCGCUGACUCAUUCCCAGACCAACAGUAUUCAAUGUAUUCAAGUCCAGGCUAUCAUAACGUUCAAAACAAAAGAUCGAGUUUCCAAGGCACGCCCAACAAUACGAAUGCAUUAGGCUGUGAUGGUUUUUCGGAUAGUUCAGGCUUUUCGUCAAUGCACUGUCAAAGAGGUCAACGAUCCCCGGGAUCUGAUCGCCCAAUGCACAUGGAUCAGCUGAACACUAGUCAAUUUGGCAGUGAUGUUUCCAAUGUGGAGUCAGUUUUCAGCGACAUAGCUAGUUACAGUCAGUAUAGUGAAAACCAAAUGGACAUUGACUCCUUAAGAUCUCCUCGAGAUUCUUAUGGUGCUAAUGAAGAACUGCGCACUUCAUUUAGUAGCGGAAGUCAAUGCUCAGAAACGGUUCAAAGGAGUGAGCUGUUCGAUCUUCUUGGGACACCGAACACACAAAAACACACUGAGAGUCUCGAAGACCAGAGGCUGUUCUAUGUUGGUGGCGGUGAAAGUAUUGGGUUCAACAACUCGAGUAAUAAUGUAGUUCUAAGCAAUACUUGGAGUCACAUGGACUUGGCAUUGGGUCCUCAUCAGUCUAACUUGCCUGCUACAACAAAUGGAUAUCAAACAGGAGCGUUAAAUGCUCUUAAUUUGGACGGAAACUUCGAUGACGUAGAUUUUGAUUCUAUCUUGGAAGAUAUGAACACUUUUUCUUAUAGACCUCCAGUGCAAGCAGAAAUUGAGCAUGUCGAGCCAAAUAGUAUUUUACCAAGUAGUUGUUCGUCGGACCCUGUUGAUACAACAAAUCACGCUCAGAUUACCCCGUGCAAUAAUAAUAACUCAGCUACAAUGGCUCGAUCUUGUUCUUUAGAAAACAUUCUGGAAGACAUAAAUAAAACGGCAACAUGUAUCGGUGCAUCUCAAAACAGUCUGUUCGAUGUCCUGAAUUUGGACACAGUCACAGAAAUUCACGAAUCAAUGGUUACAAAUUGCAGUAAUACAAAUGAGCAAACGCCAAAACGGGGCCAAAAUUUCCAAAACUUCGCCUCACCACAUUGUAAUCAGAGCGUUCCCGGGCAUCAGGUGCAGAGGUCGCAUUCACAUACUGUCAUCCAGCCUCAUCAUUUCGAGUCACGGCAAAGUUGCAGACAAAGGUUUACACCUCACCAGCAUGCUGUUAACUAUACAAUCCCACCUCCUCAGACUCCUGAAAAUGUCAGCCAAACUAUCGAUGGAAGCCAUCGCAGUAGUAUUGAUCCGCGCGAGUUCUUUGGAAACUUCCCAAACUACUCUGGGGGUGACGUGAUUAGCAAGAGUCCUAAACACAAGCGCUGGAAACUGAGUGUAAUUGACCGCACAUCGAGGAGUCCGUCUUUGGAAGACAUACCUAUGGCGUUUAAUAUGCCGCAAAAACUCAACCCACCCUCAGUAUAUUCAGUCCCAUCCCCUUUGGCCAUGAAUACAGCUACUCCUGGCCUGUGUGCAGGUCCUCAAAAGCCAGCAAGUGCUAGUGGAUCGGUUUCGGGCAGGCGUUCAGUUCGCUCCAAAACUUUUUCAAACCCAAGAAUGAGGUCGGCAUCGAAUCCGAGCUCGGUUAUUGUUUUCUCAGACGACGAUGAAAUUAUCCAUGAGAGUUCGAUUGGUGGCAUGUAUGUAUCUGGUGGCAGCGCUGCAAAUAGAAGGUGCAAUUCAGACGCCAGCAAGCGACAUCAUUACGACUCAAUAGAAAGUCAUCACGCUAGGGCGUCGCAUCAUUCUCUCGAGCAUCAUCGGGACCGAGCGUCCUCAGGACGACAGUCGGGCUUCUCGAGUUUCAACAGCAGAAGUAGCAGUUGUUCCUCUUCUAGCAAUCCUCCGCCGCAAACUGAAAAACCAAACUCGGGACCUCCCAUAAACAUAAAUAUAAAUGUCUUCAACUUAAUUACGUCGGAUGGCGGUGAAAACGUGGUCCCUGUGAAGCUUUCUGAUGUCACCAGCAAUGUGCUGAGUUCAGUGGUAACUGAUCAAACAGAAACUGCUACUAAAAUAGCGAAGUUAUUCCAAGACAAAAACUCCUCGGCGGAACCACCAACAGGGACCUCAGCUGCCAGUUCUACAUCUAUUCCUAGGACACCAAGUGAUCCAUCGAAACCUACGCAGCACGGGCACAUAGGAGUACCGAAUCAGUCGGUCAUAGCUGACGAUCAUGACUAUUUGCGACAAUUCAUUGCCCCUGAGGAUAGUCAAGAGAAGUUCAAGUGCAACGUCUUGGGCUGUUUCAAGUCGUACGAGAGCAAGGGGAAUCUGAUGCGACAUAUGCAGGACAAGCACGCCAACUACACCUUCAGAUGUCCCAAGUGUCCCAAACAGUUCCCGAGGGCGGGAAACCUGAAGACGCACAUGUGCACCACACACAAGAUAGUACACUUCUACCUCUGCGCUGUACCACAAUGCCAAGCUAACUUUGGGUGCGAGGAGGACUUGAAGGAGCACAGGAGGAUGCACGUGAUCAAUGACACCUUCUACGUAUGUCCUGUGACCACGUGCAACUUCAAGAUCAGAUUCAACGACAAGAGCGCCAUGAAAAUACAUCUCCAAACAGCACACAGAGACAAGCUAGAUGGGUUCCGAGUGGAAGAUCUGGACAGACUGCUUCAGAACCUCACCAUGCAUCACUUGGUCAACGGAAGACUCAUUCCAGUGCAGUCAUAGCACAGCUGACGUCCACGAAACGAACAGACGCAACAUUCUAGAAUGAUCUAGAAUAAUCUCCUACUCUUUCGUGUCAUUAUCUGCCCUUGUUUUGUGCAUGCUUUAUCGUGUCUCCCGGGUCGAAAGAUCAAGUGGUCGAGUCAUUCAUUCCUUGUAUAUGAAAUAGCUGCUCUAAAAAGUGGCAGUUUAUCUCGUUAUCCUGUUGCAAUAAAACGGUGCUCUCAAAAGAUUUCAGCGCCAGGAACUGAAAGGGAUCAAGCUUCAACCAUGUGGGUCAGAAAACUCAGAUCAGAAGAUAGGCUUCAUUGUCGUUAGGACAGGCGAAAAAAUGAGACAAAACUGAAAAAACUCAUGAAGUGCCAAAUUUGAGAUGAAUAAUUGAUGACGCGAUGUUUCUGAAGCGACAAAAAGGGCAAAAUGGAGUAAAGUAAAAUGUGUAUAAUGUUAUGCUAACCUGUUUGCGCUGCGCUAGUUAAUAUUCUCGGCACAAAUUAUUUUUGAUAUGUAAAGUCUUCUGCAAUAUUUAUAGUUCUAGUUUUCUAUUCUGUUAUAUUGAAUCAAACUUGGCAAUUAGUAAUUUUUUGAACAAUUUUUAAAAUUCUUAACUUGAUGUACAAUAAGAGCUCUGCUUGCUCUGGUCUCGAAUAGGGCGUUAGAUUUUAAAGAAGGUGUUCAAAAAUUUGAUCAAAGAAACAGUUUAUAGUAGUGUUCUAAUCCAGCUGUUAUUGAUUCUAAAAAGGCAGGAAACGAUAAAUUGUGUCAUUUCGAUGUUGCUACUAGGUUAGUUUUUGCCGUUUAGAAAUUGCUGUGCGAUAUUAGUUGGUAGUUGCUGAUGAUUUAUUUAUGAAUUCGAGCAUUAAUUUGUACUUGACCCAAAUAGUAAAUACAAUUUAAUUUAACUUUUAUAGUUUGAAUGGUAUAGUUAAGCAAUAAUCGCAAAACUGGAACU
Messenger RNA from Symsagittifera roscoffensis, 4246 nucleotides. RefSeq lists its product as uncharacterized. The record is from RefSeq and is a predicted model, not a curated record. Lineage: Eukaryota; Metazoa; Xenacoelomorpha; Acoela; Convolutidae. The transcript is spliced from 5 exons. Bases 61 to 3297 code for a protein of 1078 amino acids. Gene Ontology annotation, biological process: regulation of transcription by RNA polymerase II. Gene Ontology annotation, cellular component: nucleus.